CCCUGGCUAAGCAAGAUGGAUGGGAGGAGGAUGCCUUGCUGGGGACUCCUGCUGGCGCUCUGGGGCUCUUGUACCUUGGGACUCCCCACAGACACAACUGCUUUUGGACGGAUUUUGCUCAAGAAAAUGCCCUCGGUCCGGGAAACCCUGAAGGAGAGGGGCAUGGACAUGGCCAGGCUCAGUGCCGAAUGGGGCAAAGUCACCUCCCCCGUGGUCCUCACCAACUACCUGGAUACGCAGUACUAUGGCGAGAUCGGCAUUGGCACCCCUCCCCAGACCUUCAAAGUCAUCUUCGACACGGGUUCAGCCAAUCUCUGGGUGCCCUCCACCAAGUGCAGCCCUCUCUACACUGCCUGUGAGAUUCACAGCCUCUACGACUCUUCGGAAUCCUCCAGCUACAUGGAAAAUGGGACGGAAUUUACCAUCCACUACGGAUCUGGGAAAGUCAAAGGUUUCCUCAGCCAGGACCUGGUAACGGUGGGCGGAAUUGUGGUGACACAGACAUUUGGUGAGGUCACGGAGCUGCCUCUGAUACCCUUCAUGCUGGCCAAGUUUGAUGGGGUUCUGGGCAUGGGCUUCCCUGCUCAGGCCGUUGGUGGGGUCACUCCUGUCUUUGACCACAUUGUCUCCCAGAAGGUGCUAAAGGAGGAAGUCUUCUCUGUCUAUUACAGCAGGGAUUCCCACCUGCUGGGGGGAGAGGUGGUGCUGGGAGGCAGUGAUCCCAAGCAUUACCAAGGGAACUUCCACUACGUGAGCAUCAGCAAGACUGGCUCCUGGCAGAUCACAAUGAAGGGGGUAUCUGUGGGGUCUGACACCUUGCUGUGUGAGGAGGGCUGCAUGGCAGUGGUGGACACCGGUGCAUCCUACAUCUCUGGUCCUACCAGCUCCCUGAGAUUGGUCAUGCAGGCUCUGGGUGCCAAGGAACAUAGCACGGAUGAAUAUGUUGUGAACUGCAGCCAGGUGCCCACCCUCCCCGACAUCUCCUUCCACCUGGGAGGCAGAGCCUACAUACUCACCAGUAUGGACUACGUGCUCCAGGAACCCUAUAGGAAUGAUGACCUGUGCACAUUGGCCCUCCAUGGCCUAGACAUCCCACCUCCCACUGGGCCUGUCUGGGUCCUGGGCGCCAGCUUCAUCCGCAAGUUCUACACGGAAUUUGAUCGGUAUAACAACCGAAUUGGCUUUGCCUUGGCCCGCUGAGGCCCUCUGCGCCCCCCCUCCCCCAGUGAUCCUGGCUUCAGGUAGAGCCAGAGCUACAGCACUCCUAGGAUCCAUUUUGCUUGGGCUUGCCCCUCACAUAAACACGUUGGAUUUGGAGCUCCUGAUGAAUGCUUGCCCUGUCGCCUGCACCAGCCCUUCCCUGCUUUGAGGAGAAAUGGAAUAAAAACUUCAUGUUCACAAU
This is a messenger RNA of Nannospalax galili (Upper Galilee mountains blind mole rat), 1402 nucleotides long. It is a transcript of the gene Ren, whose product is annotated as renin. Gene Ontology annotation, molecular function: aspartic-type endopeptidase activity. The coding region runs from base 16 to 1200 and encodes 394 amino acids. The record is from RefSeq and is a predicted model, not a curated record. Lineage: Eukaryota; Metazoa; Chordata; Mammalia; Rodentia; Spalacidae. The transcript is spliced from 9 exons. Gene Ontology annotation, biological process: angiotensin maturation.